AUGACCUCUUCCCACCGCUACUGUACGCUGGCGACCAGCCUGCUGCUGGUCCUUCUCGUGCAGAGCUUCUGCCCCCCCGCGUACGGGGUGGAGCUGUUCGGCUCGGGCAGCCCCAACGCCGUUUCCCACUUCCAGUCGUGGUCAGCGGACUACCAGUUCUCGCGUGACGACGUCAGCCUCACGUACACCGGAGUUGGCACAAAUGUGGCCCUUGACUCCUUCAACCUCGGUACCGAUUUCACGUGCCUAGACCGGGGCAUCACCGACGAGUUCGAGGAGUGCAGCUACCUCCUCCAGCUGCCGUUGGCGGGCCAAGCCAUGGUGAUGGCCUACAACAUCCCCGCCCUCGGCCCCUCCGACCCCAGCAUCGUCCUUGACCGAGACACUCUGGGCGAUAUCUGGGCGUGCGUGGUUACCAAGUGGAACGACACCCGCAUCAAGGACCUCAACCCGGCCAUCGCCAACAAGUUGCCCAGCGAGGAUAUCCGCCUGGGCUACAGCGACAACACGGAGCUCACCGUGGUCGAGGUCUUCAAGCGCGCCAUGGAGAGCUUCAGCGUCAACUUUGCUGAUGUCCUCGCCGCCGCCAACCGGUCGCUUGCGCAGCUGCCGCCAGCCACCGCCGUGCCGCCUCGGGCCUUCGCCCUUGGUUCCUCGGGUGUGCUGCGCACCGAAUGGCUUCAGAAUAACGCCAAUUCGAUGACCUACAUCUACUUGACGGACGCUGUGACCCUACCGGAGGGCUUGCGGGUGAUGAAUAUGUACAAUAAGGCCGGCAACUUCGUCGAUCCCUCGGGCUCGGCCAUGGCCGACUUCAGCGACGACCUCGACGCCGGCAACUUUGCGGUGGACAUCUACGACGGCAAUGGAACCGCCACCUGGCCCAUCUCCUUUCUGGUCUACAUCUCCGUGGCCCGGAACACCACCAAGCUCGACUGCACCUACGUGCAAGAGGCGCUCAACCUUGUCGCCUGGGCUCAGACCAAUGACGCCGCAUCGCGAUCGGCGACGGCGCGAGGCUAUGCUCCGCUGGAUGUCAGUUUCAGGAAGCGGGUGAUCGACCAGCUGCCCACGGUGCGCUGCAACGGGGAGCAGGCCUACACGACGGCCUAUCUGGUCGGCGCCGGCCCGCCGCUGCCGGUCUACACCUCGUGGGCCAUCGCGCGCACGUCGGGUACCACCAAGCUCAAGUUCUUCGAGUCGGAGCCCACGCCGGCCAAGCAGCUGCUGGUCACCUACCAGGAGGACUACGGCGCCACGAGCAACGGCCUGUCGGCCACCUGGUACUCGCUCAUGCCCGACGUCGCGCUCAUGCCGGUCGCGGUCUACGCGAUCGUGCCGGGCUACAACAUACCGGAGCUCGAGGGCAAGACCCUGGUGCUCGACCUGGAGACCAUCGCGCUCAUCUACCUGGCCAACAUCACCAUGUGGUCAGACCAACGCAUCAAGGAGCUCAACACGGCCGACGUGGCCGAUGCGCUGCCCGAUCAGCCGAUCCUGGUGGUGACCCAGAGCGUGGCCUCCGCCACGACGCAGGUCUUCACCGCUCUUUUGGCGAGCGAGGUGCCCGAGUACCACGACCAGAACGACGUAAGCAGAUCGCUGGUCACCAGCAGCCCAACGGGCGUGGUCCCGCUUCUCCAGGCGAAUCAGUACUCGUUCGCCUUCUGGCAGUUCUACGAGAUCCUCGCUGUGCGCACGCUCGGAGCUGCGGCGCUGGUCAACCCGAAUGGUGAGGGAAACGUGGUUGUGCCGACCACGGAGUCGAUUGAGAGCGCCCUCGACGCUUACGCACUGCAGGGCGACUUGUCUUACACUAACCUCAUACUGGCUUCCGAUAACAACAGUUGGCCGCUGGCGGCGUUCGGUUCGUUCUUCUAUCGAAGCCAGACCAUGCAGGACUGCAACACCGCGCGAGCCCUGGCCAGCUUCCUCUACUGGACCCAGACCAACGCCGUGGCGAGGCAGAGCGCCAACCGGCAGGGCUUCAUCUUGGCCACGGCCGCGGAGCCCAUCGAGCGCCAGUUCCUGCGACAGCUGAAGGAGUUCACCUGCAACGGCAUCGCCGUGAGCAACGUCCACGGCUGCAUCGACAACGGCUACACCCUGUGCUCCAGUGCCGGCUACUGCGAAAGCUUCGCCACCGCCGAGGGCUCCGGCUCGUCCGACUCGACCGCCAUCGCUCUCGGCGUUACGAUCCCGGUGGCCGCUUUGGUGGUCUGUCUGCUGUUGGCUCUGAUGGUGGCCCUCCUGAUCGUCAUCAAGCGCAGGAGCGACCAAUCCGACGAUUGGGAGAUCGAGUACGACGAACUCGAGGUCGGCGAACAGCUGGGCGCCGGCAGCUACGGCGCAGUGCACAAGGCCACGUGGAAGGGCACCGAGGUGGCCGUCAAGGUCAUGGGCUCGGAGAAGAUUACCAAGGACAUGGAGAAAACUUCAAGGACGAGGGUGAUGACGUCGUUGAGGCACCCUAACGUGGUGUUGUUCAUGGCCUCGUCGACCAAGGCGCCCAAGAUGUGCAUCGCCAUGGAGUACAUGGGCCUCGGCUCUCUCUACGAUAAAAACAUCUACGGCUCGUGGACUAUGCCGUCGGCCAACUCUUCAUCGACCGGCACCUCUUCACCAUCCAACUCGUCGAAGAACCUCUCGGCCGCUCACGCCGCGGCUGCUGGGGGGGGGGUACGCGCGCCCGAGGGCGAGGUGGCGAUCGUGUUCACCGACAUCACGCGCGCCGCCUCGCUCUGGGAGUUCAACGCAGCGGCCAUGCGCGACGCCACGCUGCUCCACAACGAGACCCUGCGCGCGGCGCUCAAGCGGCACCGGGGCUACGAGGUGGUGUUCAUCCGCGACCGCAACAGCGGCGAGGGCUCGCGAGCGACGCGCUGGCCUGUGCAGCAGGCUCUGCUGGCGGUGGCGUGGCCCGAGGCGCUGCUGGACCACCCUGGCGCGGCCGAGGAGUGGGGCGACACCGACGAUCGUGUAAUGUACAAGGGCCUGCGAGUCCGCAUGGGCGUUCACGUGGGCACGCCCAAGAUUCCCAGAGGUAACAUGAACGAGAAAGAUGUGAACCAUGUUAAGCGCGUUGGUGGUGGUUAA
Messenger RNA from Acanthamoeba castellanii str. Neff, 3096 nucleotides. RefSeq names its product serine/threonine protein kinase. NCBI's taxonomy places the organism in Eukaryota, Discosea, Longamoebia, Acanthamoebidae. Gene Ontology annotation, molecular function: protein tyrosine kinase activity; ATP binding. The transcript has 18 exons. Gene Ontology annotation, biological process: protein phosphorylation. Bases 1 to 3096 code for a protein of 1031 amino acids. The record is from RefSeq and is a predicted model, not a curated record.